AUGAAUGAGUGUUUGAAAUAUCAAAAACCAAAUGAAAAAUGCAUGGAGUAUGCAAUUAUUACACACAACAUUGAUUUUGUUACAUUCUUGAUGUAUGAAUACAAUAUAAAGAUUGAUUUAAAUUAUUGCCAAUACAAUGUCGAAGUUCUUAUUUCACAUGGUGCAAAUGUCAAUGAAAAAGAUAAUAAUGGAAUGACAUUACUUCAUUAUGCAGCAGAAAAUAAUAGUAAAGAAACAGCCGAACUUCUUAUUUCACAUGGUGCAAAAACAAUAACGUUUAAAGAUAUAAUGCUAUUGCUUCUUCUGAUACUUUUCAUUAUGAAAUUUUUGCACAUCAUGUAA
Molecule: messenger RNA, 342 nt
Organism: Trichomonas vaginalis G3
Lineage: Eukaryota; Parabasalia; Trichomonadida; Trichomonadidae
Product: ankyrin repeat and SOCS box-containing protein 4 family
Exons: 1
Coding region: 1-342 (113 amino acids)
Molecular function (GO): protein binding
Source: RefSeq, a predicted model, not a curated record